This is a messenger RNA of Dothidotthia symphoricarpi CBS 119687, 807 nucleotides long. RefSeq lists its product as uncharacterized. Gene Ontology annotation, biological process: polyprenol catabolic process; dolichol-linked oligosaccharide biosynthetic process. The annotation marks the transcript as partial. The transcript is spliced from 2 exons. NCBI's taxonomy places the organism in Eukaryota, Fungi, Ascomycota, Dothideomycetes, Pleosporales, Dothidotthiaceae. Gene Ontology annotation, molecular function: 3-oxo-5-alpha-steroid 4-dehydrogenase activity. Gene Ontology annotation, cellular component: endoplasmic reticulum. The record is from RefSeq and is a predicted model, not a curated record.
CUGCGCGUCUUCUACCUCGCCGCGUCGUUUCUCGUCCUGCUUCUGCAGGCUGUUCCUGCCCUUCGCACCCGCUUCCUGCCCUAUGGCUCGCGUGCAACAUCGCCAAAGCCCGCUCAGUCUGGGCAUGCUUCCAUCGCCAGCCAGCUCCUCGACUAUGCCGCAUCCAUCCAGGUCCCCCACAACUACUUCACCCACUUCUACAUCAUCUCCGUGUCCUGCUCACUGUUCUGGGGCUACAAGCUGCAAUUGUGGUCCGCUAGUGCGCAACUGCAGGUAGUAUGGUCUCUCAUGCUGCUCCAAGGCGUGCGUCGCAUGCUGGAAUCCCAUGUCUACACGUCGAGCAGCAAAAGCAACAUGUGGUUCGUACACUGGCUGCUGGGACUCGUCUUCUACCUCAGCAUAAACGUAGCCAUCUGGAUUGAAGGUCCUGACAACAGCCUUGGAGAGAUGGGGUGGAAAACAGCCGUCUUGGUGCCAGCAAUUCUAACCGCGCACAUGGGCCAGCACUCAUACCAUGCCUACCUUUACCGCCUGAGAAGUGCAAACAUGGGAUAUCAAUUACCCUCACACCUGCUGUUCCCCAAUCUUCUGUGUCCACACUACACGUGCGAGGUGGCCAUCUACGCCCUGUUGUCGUUCCUAGCCGCACCAGACGGCAGGUGGGUGAGUUGGACGCUGCUAUGUGCGACGAUCUUCGUGGCCAUAAACCUCGGCGUCACAGCGAUGGGAACAAAGAAGUGGUAUGCGGAGAAGUUUGGCGUUGAGAAGGUGCGUCCUAGGAGGAGGAUGGUACCUUGGGUAUGGUAG